Molecule: messenger RNA, 545 nt
Organism: Saprolegnia parasitica CBS 223.65
Lineage: Eukaryota; Oomycota; Saprolegniomycetes; Saprolegniales; Saprolegniaceae
Exons: 1
Coding region: 34-408 (124 amino acids)
Source: RefSeq, a predicted model, not a curated record
CAACUUGCCACCGAGUCCACACCAUCCUCCUCGAUGAACAUCUUCAAGCUUUGCUGGCGCCGCAUGCUCGGCAACCCCGACGAGUUUGUCGCCAAGAGCGCGCUCACGCCGCUCACGCAGACGGCCCUGCGCCGCGGCCACCUCGCGCGCAAGUCGUCGCUCGAGCUCUCGGACGUCGAGUUCUGGCGCAUCAUUGGCCUCGCGGGUGCCCCGCCGUCGCCGCCGACGCUCUCGACGAACGCGCCGCGCCGGUCGAGCGUCGUCGAGUUCGUCUACCAAACCUCGGUCGUGCUCGCGUUCCAGGACCUCCCCGCGAUCUUCAAGCCCCGCAUCCAGGUCACGCUGCCCAAGGCCAUCCCGUCGCGCGAUCAAAUCGAUCUGACGCGCCCCGUCACGGCGACCGCCUAAGCGCCGAGAUGCAGCGAUUGCAGCUGCCUCCCACCCGAAUCAUUUAUUCCGUAUAUAUUAGACCACGAGGACGCUGGCCAUUGGAAGCCACGCGUCGAGAUAUUCCCCUUAUGAACCAACGAUUCCUUCUUCUCUGA